Dermacentor silvarum is the source of this 595-nucleotide messenger RNA. RefSeq lists its product as uncharacterized. The record is from RefSeq and is a predicted model, not a curated record. Bases 18 to 548 code for a protein of 176 amino acids. Lineage: Eukaryota; Metazoa; Arthropoda; Arachnida; Ixodida; Ixodidae. The transcript is spliced from 4 exons.
CGCAAGUGCUUGCCUUUAUGGAGAGGAUAUUGUCUACGCUGAAUACAAUUAAGGUUGUGCAACAAACGCACACACAGCUCUUGGCUGAACUGAAGACAAGUGCUGCAGAAGUAUGCCCAGAGAGCCACACGCUUCCCGAUCUGCCAUUUUCGACUGCAAGGGACAUGGUUGAUUGGGAUGCCGAACUUGGGGUCAACAAGGAAGCAAAGCUUCAAAUGAAGAGACACAUGGUUGUCCAAGGUGGCGACACCAUAAAGCAGAAGACUGCACGCAUCUUGAAAAGCAUCAUGUCUUGGGAUGUGGCAAAGCAAUUUAGUUGGUUUGGUGCAAAAGGAAAAAUGAAGUUUUGCGAGCUGAAUGUUUCCAAGCUACUGUGCACCUGCCUGAUAGAAAAUGUCAAGCAAAAUCUGGAGGAGGCUACGUUAAAAAAUGUAGAAAAGGCAGCCAUGUCUUGGUUCCGCCAUGCUGCAGAACGGGCAGCAGCAGGGCAACAAAGGCAACGACCACUGAGCAGAACAUCAGAACAGGACAACGAGGCCCUCAUUUGAGACAGUGCUCCAUAAUUUUUGCUGAACUUUACAAUAAAUACUUUUGG